AUGCAUAUGAGGACGUUGUGUCCCAAUUUCGACAGGGAAGAUGGGCUGGAGACGGUGCUGGAGGUGCCCAUCCCGGAGGAAAUGUUCACCGGCAUGGGCAGCACCGCCGCCAUGAGGUGGCAGAACAUGCGCGCAUGGCUCAAAACCCAGCAGUACGCCGCCACCGCCGAUCACAAAUCUUCCUCUUCCACCAACAACGCGCGCCUCUUCGCCGCCGGCUCCAGCCACGAGUUCGUGUCGUUGCUAAAACUCGUCGGCUCUCCCCUCGUCCCCUUCCAGGUCCAGUUGCGGCAAGCCGCCAUCGCUCGCCCCCUCAAAGAUUGUUCCAUUGAAGCCUCCACGGCACAGUACAUAGUGCAACAGUACGUGGCGGCGACCGGGGGGCUGGCGGCGCUGAACUCGGUGAACAGCAUGUACGCCGUGGGGCAGGUGAAGAUGGUGGCGUCGGACAUGAGGCACGGCGACGAAAGCAUGCACAUGGCCAGGGGAAGCAGCGAGGUCGGCGGCUUCGUGCUGUGGCAGAAGAACCCCGACCUGUGGUACCUUGAGCUCGUCGUCUCCGGCUACAAGGUCAGCGCCGGCAGCGACGGCAAGGUCGCCUGGAGCGAGUCGACGUCCCAGGCUUCCCAUGCCAACAGGGGCCCUCCCAGACCUCUCCGUCGCUUCUUCCAGGGACUGGACCCUAGGUCAACGGCCAACCUGUUCUUGGAGGCAGUGUGCAUAGGAGAGAAGAACAUAAACAACGAAGACUGCUUCAUCCUAAAGCUGGAGACGGGGGCCAGCACGCUGAAGACCCAGAGCACCGCCCACACCGAGAUCGUCCACCACACCAUCUGGGGCUACUUCAGCCAGCGCACCGGCCUCCUCGUCCAGUUCGAGGACAGCAAGCUGGUGCGCAUGAAGCCCGUCCGCGGAGACGACAGCGUUUUCUGGGAAACCACCAUGGAAACCGCUGUCGGAGAUUACCGCUACGUCGACAGCAUCAACAUCGCCCACGGCGGCAAGACCGUCGCCACUCUUUUGCGGUACGGCGGCGCCGUCAGCACCAAGAAGCGCAUCGAGGAGACGUGGAAAAUCGAAGACGUUGAUUUCAAUAUUUGUGGGUUGUCCAUGGACUGUUUUCUGCCUCCCGCCGACCUUAAGAGGGAGCCUGCAGACAACUAA
Malania oleifera is the source of this 1164-nucleotide messenger RNA. RefSeq lists its product as uncharacterized. The transcript has 3 exons. The coding region runs from base 1 to 1164 and encodes 387 amino acids. The record is from RefSeq and is a predicted model, not a curated record. NCBI's taxonomy places the organism in Eukaryota, Viridiplantae, Streptophyta, Magnoliopsida, Santalales, Ximeniaceae.